Messenger RNA from Aspergillus affinis, 2382 nucleotides. RefSeq names its product OPT superfamily oligopeptide transporter. The record is from RefSeq and is a predicted model, not a curated record. Lineage: Eukaryota; Fungi; Ascomycota; Eurotiomycetes; Eurotiales; Aspergillaceae. The transcript has 12 exons. Gene Ontology annotation, biological process: transmembrane transport. The coding region runs from base 1 to 2382 and encodes 793 amino acids. Gene Ontology annotation, molecular function: oligopeptide transmembrane transporter activity.
AUGGCUGGAGAACGCUCCAUUCAUCAUGCGUCUGCGAGCGAUCAGGCCAUAGCGACGGGAAUCGAACACGACCACAAGGACAAGAAUUUCGUCCGAACCAAAGCAGCAGAUCUUGAGGCCGAGGCGCACGGUGACGGUGAUAAGGGAUCCGACGACUCUUUGUUUGGGGAAUUGGAAGGAAAAGAAAUCACCCCAGUCGAGGCAUUCAAAUGGAGCGUUGAGGGGGACCAGUCUCCUUUUCCUGAGGUCGCCGCGUGUGUGUCCAACAAGGAUGAUCCUAGCAUACCCUGCAAUACUGUCCGUGCCUGGAUACUCCUGACGAUCUUUGUCACUCUCUUCGCGGGUGUUAAUCAGUUCUUCGGUCUUCGAUAUCCAAGUCUCUCAAUUGGUUAUGUCGUGGCACAGUUGCUCGUCUAUCCCAUUGGGCGCGCCUGGGAAAGGCUUCCACGGUGGAGAAUUCCACUGGGCAAGUUUUCCUUUGACGUCAAUCCCGGUCCGUUCAGUGUCAAGGAACAUGCUCUGAUCGUAAUUUGUGUGAAUAUUAGCGCAAGCACGGCGUAUGCUCUGGGCGCUCUUGUUGCUAUCGAAAGUCCUGUUUUUUGGAACCGUGAUUAUGGUGCAGGAUUCGGCUUCCUCUACCUGUUAACUACUCAGAUGCUUGGAUUUGGAUUUGCCGGACUUGCCCGUCGAUGGCUGGUCUAUCCGGCUGCCCUUGUCUGGCCGACUUCGCUAUCUUCCACGGUUCUCUUCCGUGCGCUUCAUGAGCCCGAAUCGCGCACCCCAGCCAACGGAUGGACGAUCACACGAUAUCAGUUCUUCAGCUACUUCACACUGUUUGCGUUCGUUUUGUUCUGGUUUCCCGAUUAUAUCUGGACGAGUCUCAGCACAUUUUCCUUCAUUACGUGGAUUGCGCCUCACAAUCAGAAACUCAACACGCUCUUUGGCAUGAACUCUGGUCUUGGACUGCUGCCAAUCAGCUUCGACUGGACCCAGAUCAACCAGGCCGGAAAGCCUCUUACCACACCGUUCUAUGCUACUUGUAAUGUGUUUGCAGUUGUGGUUCUAUUCUACUUCUUUCUCGCCCCUAUACUAUACUACUCAAAUAUCUGGAACAGUGCAUACCUCCCUCUCCUAUCAUCAAGCACCUUCGACAACACGGGCGCAACUUAUAAUGUCACACGCGUCGUCGAUGAAAGCCUCAAUUUCGUCGAAAGCAAAUACCAGACCUACUCGCCCAUGUACAUCUCCAUGUCUUACGCUCUUACCUUUGGGCUCUCCUUCGCAGCCGUCACUUCCAUGAUCGUCCAUACCUAUCUCUACCACGGCUCCGAGAUCUGGGCUAAGCUCAAGAACUCGCGGUCUGGUGGUGAGGAUAUCCACCGCCGGCUAAUGCACGCUUACAAAGAGGUGCCGGACUGGUGGUAUGCUGUGCUCAUGGUGGUGAUGGUGGGAUUGAGUAUUCUCACCAUACGAUUCUGGGAAACCGGGCUUCCUGUCUGGGGAUUUAUCGUUGUUUGCUGCGGUCUUCCGGCGAUCUUGACUAUCCCGGAAGGCAUUCUUGAGGGAACGACCAAUCAACGAGUUUUUCUCAAUAUCAUCACGGAGCUGAUUGCUGGGUACGCUUGGCCUGGGAAGCCCAUUGCCAACUUGAUGGUGAAGUGUUACGGUCAUAAUUCUAUCAAGCACGGCAUGGACUUUGCGCAGGACUUGAAGCUAGGACAGUACAUGAAAAUUCCCCCACGUGUUCUGUUUGUCGGCCAAAUCUAUGCCUCCGUGCUAUCAACCAUGACUCAGACCGGAGUCCUGCGGUGGAUGUUUGGUCAUAUCACUGAUCUUUGUCAAUCAACCAACACUCAACGAUUUACAUGCAACGGAGCUAAGGUGAUGUACAAUGCCUCGUUGAUCUGGGGGACUAUCGGUCCUCAGAGGCUGUUCCAAGCUGGUCAGACCUACAACGGAUUGAUGUACUUCUUUUUGAUCGGACCCGUCGUCACCGUACUGGUGUAUCUCGUAUAUCGGCGCUUCCCUAACAGCUGGCUGCGCUAUGUCAACAUCCCGGUCUUCUUCAACGGUGCCGGCAAUAUUCCUCCUGCGACGACAACUCAAUACUCCCUCUGGUUCAUCUUUGGGUUUAUCUUCAACUAUCUCAUUCGCAAACGUGCCUUCCCAUGGUGGAAGCGAUACAAUUAUCUUCUUCAAGCCUCCAUGGAUACUGGCACAGCCUUGGCGACUAUUAUUAUCUUCUUUGCCCUAGGCUAUCAUGGUGUGAAGCUCAACUGGUGGGGAAAUACAGUUGGAUCAAACACAGAUGAUGCAAACUCUGUCCCUUGGCGUACAGUUUCUGAGGGAGGAUAUUUUGGCAAAGGACCCGGCCAGUUUUAG